Rhopalosiphum padi (bird cherry-oat aphid) is the source of this 587-nucleotide messenger RNA. RefSeq names its product E3 ubiquitin-protein ligase MARCHF3-like. The transcript is spliced from 4 exons. Gene Ontology annotation, molecular function: ubiquitin-protein transferase activity; zinc ion binding. Gene Ontology annotation, biological process: protein ubiquitination. The record is from RefSeq and is a predicted model, not a curated record. NCBI's taxonomy places the organism in Eukaryota, Metazoa, Arthropoda, Insecta, Hemiptera, Aphididae. The coding region runs from base 1 to 564 and encodes 187 amino acids.
AUGUCAGAAGCUAUAAAAUUUGUAGGUACUCUCAAUAUUGAAAAUCAAGAUUCGUACUCUAGCACUAGAGAAAAUGAAUUAAGUUCAUCAAUUAAUGAAAAAGUUCCUAUUGAAGCUUCGGGAAAUGAAAUAAGAACAGAUAAUUUGGUACCUACAUCAUCUGGAUUCAAUGACUCUGAAAUUCCAACACCCAAUCUUUGUAGAAUAUGUUUACAGUCUGAUUUGGAUGAAUCAAAUAAAUGCAUCUCUCCUUGCUUUUGUCGUGGGAGUAUAUCUAAGGUGCAUAAAACAUGUUUAGAAAAAUGGCUCCUUCAAGCCAGCUCUACUGUUUGUGAAAUUUGUACAUUUGUAUAUAAAACCAGACGGGUCACAAAAUAUUCAUUACUAGGAUCAAUUAAAGCAUGGUUUUUCAGUAGUGAAAGCAUAGAAGAAAUUAAAGAAUUAUUUUAUGACGGAUGUGUGUUGGUUAUUACAUUACCAUUUAUAUCCUUAUUUUCGUACAUAGGAUUUUCUAUAACCGAGCAUAUUUUCAACACAGAUGUACAGGUAAUAAAAAUACAGUAACAAUUUAAAAUGUUAUAGUGGUA